GGCAUUGCGCCGGUACAAAGAUGGCGGCGCGGCGAUGAGCGAGGGACGGGAAUCACCCGAGGUCCAGGCUAUGGGCCGCCCAGUAGGCCUCGCCUCCGUUCCGUAGUCUCCCCCCUCCCCCUGGGGCUGUGGCUGUGGCCAUGGGCGAGAGGCUGGCGGCUGCCUGAGCCCUGCGGCUAGUGUCGAGGCCCCGCCAUGCCCGCCCCGGGCUCUCCCGGCGCCGCGCCUCCUCCACCGGGGCCUCCACCGCCUCCUGCCCCGGCGGCAACGCUGCUCAACGGCGGGGCCGCAGUCGCGGUCGUUCCCACUCCCACUCCCGCCCCCGCCCCCGCCGUCGCCGUCGCCCCCGCCGUUGCCCGGGCCUCGGUGCCCGUCCUACAGAGUCUACAGGUGCCGGCGGGUAUGGUCCUUGUGCGGAGUGACAGUGGGCAGCUGGUGCUGGUACCACAGAGGGCCUUUGCUCAGGCUCAGGCCCAGGCCAAGGCUCGAGCGCAAGCACAGAGAGCCGGCAGCACCUCUGCCGCUGCACCCGGUACUACGCACACUGUCCGAAUCUCCAACGUGCAGACAAUUCGAACGCAGACUGUUGCCAAUCAAAUGAAGCCACCGGCUGCCCAGCAGACAAACCAAUUGCAAGCUCCAAUCCAGACAAACUCUCUACCACAGCGCAUCACUCUAGUGCAGUCGCAGCCUGUGACUGGAGCCAUUGCAACAAAAUCCCCGUCAAUAGUAGCGGCAAAACAAUCAACGCCUGUAAAUCAUUUGGCUGCCGUGCGAGUUGUACAAACCAGUGCUGCACCGGAAACGUUGGAAAAUGUGAAGAAAUGCAAGAACUUUCUUGCAACAUUAAUUAAACUUGCUUCCAGUGGGUCCCAGUCAAUGCAGAUGUCCAACAAUGUGAAAAUUUUGGUGCAGAAACUACUGGAUGGGAAGUUGGAAGCGGAGGAAUUCACAAGCCAGCUGUACCAAGAGCUCAAGUCUUCCCCACAGCCUUACCUUGUGCCUUUUCUCAAGCGAAGUUUACCUGCCUUAAGGAAGCAGACGCCAAACCCGCAGGCCUUCAUUCAGCAGUGCCUACAAAAACCUGCCACUCCAGCUACUGCACUUGCAUCUGCCUCUGGAGUAGCCAAGCCGCCUAACCCAGGGCAGGUCACACAGGCGGUCACAGUGACUAGUGCUGCACAGCAGGCAACGCCCCUGCAGGCCAAGGCACAGAUGGUAGUUCAGCAGGCUGGAGUACCUGGCAAAACCCAAGUAAACCUCCUGCAACAGACACAAAGACCUCCGAACCACAUGACCAUGCCUGCAGCGCAAAUCCAUGUCAAAAUGGUUCAAGCAGGUGCUGUGACUUCAGUGGUGAAAGUACCAGCCGUACAAGCAAGUGGGAGCUCAAGCAUUCUCGUGCGUGCCUCGACUGAGGAAAAAUUGAAAAGGGAAGGAGGAGGAGGUGCAUCUUUCAGGGAUGAGGACGACAUCAAUGAUGUAACCUCAAUGGCUGGGGUCAACAUCAGUGAAGAGAAUGCACGCAUCCUUGCAACAAAUUCGAAGUUGGUGGGUGCUGUAAUCCGGUCAUGUAAAGAAGAAACAUUCCUGUCUUCUGUGCCCCUACAGACAAAAACUUUAGAAAUAGGUAAGAAACAUGGUGUGACGGAGGUGGACUCUGAAGUGUUGAGCACCAUAUCUCAUGCAACGCAAGAGCACUUGCGAGAACUCAUGGAAAAGAUCACUGUGAUUGCACAGCACCGUAUGAUGAUGUACAAGGGCGAUGACCAGUACAGCUUAUCAAGUGACUCGCGGUCACAGCUGAGGUUCUUUGAGCAGUUGGAUCAACUGGAAAAGCAGCGGAAGGAUGAGGACGAGAGGGAAACGAUGCUGCGACUAGCUAAAAGUCGAUCCAAGCAUGAAGAUCCAGAACAACUUCGACUGAAGCAACGAGCCAAAGAGAUGAAACAACUGGAACUUGCACAACUGGCGCAGCGGGAAGCAAAUCUAGCGGCUCUGGCGGCCAUCGGACCGAGGAAGAGAAAAACUCCUGAUUCACCGAGUCUGGGAGCAGGAAACGAGGGAUUAAGCGAAGGCGGGAGCGCACUUGGUGCCACACGAUCUCGACCCUUCCUGCGGCCCAGAGUAACACGCGUCAGUCUCAGGGAUCUGCUGCUGUGCCUAGAGCAAGAACGAGCGGCCAGGCGCUCCCUUCUCCUGUACCGAGCCUAUCUCAAAUGAAGCCAGUGCCUGGGACUGCAUCUGCACACAGGGCCCGGAGCAAGCUGGCCGCAUGGACAUUAGCAGCAAAACGGUGCGUCGCUUCCAGGCUCCAGACCCUAUUGUCUUUGUUUACUAUUCUGAUUUUUUUAACAAAAAAAAAAUCUGACGGGUACAUUUUGGUUUCAGCAAGAACUGGAUUCAUUUGAACUUCGAGUAUCACUUGUGAAAAUGAAUUCCCUCCAGUUCAAAGAUGCCUAACUCCAGGAUCUUGAUGUUUUGUACAUGAAAGAAAAUCUCUGAUCCCUAUCUAAAUUAGCACUCCCAAUCAUUUAAAAAUUUGAAUGGCAUGCAAUUUAUUUUUCAUUAAAUACAUCUGCUGUGGUAUAAGUUCCUGACACAACAGGAUAAAUUAGAGAUUUACGUGGUUAAAA
This is a messenger RNA of Amblyraja radiata (thorny skate), 2636 nucleotides long. Its product is annotated as transcription initiation factor TFIID subunit 4. The record is from RefSeq and is a predicted model, not a curated record. Gene Ontology annotation, biological process: transcription initiation at RNA polymerase II promoter; DNA-templated transcription. Lineage: Eukaryota; Metazoa; Chordata; Chondrichthyes; Rajiformes; Rajidae. The coding region runs from base 196 to 2223 and encodes 675 amino acids. Gene Ontology annotation, molecular function: RNA polymerase II general transcription initiation factor activity; protein heterodimerization activity; DNA binding. The transcript is spliced from 15 exons. Gene Ontology annotation, cellular component: transcription factor TFIID complex.